ACCAUUGCAGCUUUCUGGCAACGUCAAUUGCAACACGUCACCUGCGGCGGUGAAAAAUAUGUAAUUUUUAUUGUUUACGUCUCCGAUAAGUGUGUUUUGUGGUUUUCUUUUGUAUUUAAGAUGAAAUUUGCCGAUGUACUGCGUCGCCUGGACGCCUAUCCGCGCACCUUAGAUGAUUUCAGUGUUCGCACAGUGGGCGGAGCCGCAGUUACAAUUAUCAGUACCAGCAUCAUAAGCUUACUGAUAUUCCUAGAGUUCCUUAGCUACAUGCAACCAACCCUAAAUGAAGAACUCUUCGUGGACACCACACGGGGCCACAAGUUGAGAAUAAAUCUGGACGUGACCCUACAUAAUCUGGCCUGUAAUUAUAUCUCUUUGGAUGCGAUGGACUCGUCGGGGGAUACACAUUUAAGGGUAGACCAUGAUGUCUUUAAGCACAGGCUGGAUCUUAAGGGGGAACCUCUCAAGGAGACGCCCAUCAAGGAAAUCGUAGCUGUGUCGCCGCCCAAUAAGAACGUCACAUGCGGCAGUUGCUACGGAGCGGAGCACAAUGCCACACAUUGCUGCAACACGUGCGAAGAUGUGCUAGACGCCUACAGAUUGCGCAAAUGGAACGUGGCUGUGGACAAAAUCGAGCAAUGCAAGGGUAAAUACAAACGCAGCGACGAGGACGCUUUCAAGGAGGGCUGUCGCAUCCAGGGCCAUCUUGAGGUGAAUCGCAUGGCCGGCAGCUUUCACUUUGCACCCGGCAAGAGCUUCUCCAUCCGACAGUUCCAUAUCCAUGACUUUCAGUUCAGCAAUGUGAAGCUAUCGCAUACUAUCAAUCACUUGUCAUUUGGGGAGAAAAUCGAGUUCGCCAAGACGCAUCCUUUGGACGGACUGCGAGUGGACGUCAUGGAAACAAAAAGUGAAAUGUUCAAUUAUUAUUUAAAAAUUGUACCUACGUUAUAUAUGCGGGGAAGCAGUAGCGACAAGCCCAUAUACACAAAUCAAUUCUCAGUCACGAGGUACCGAAAAGAUCUUUCAGAUCGCGAACGAGGAAUGCCGGGCAUAUUCUUUAGCUACGAACUCUCGCCGCUGAUGGUGAAAUAUGCAGAGAAGCGCAACUCCUUUGGACACUUUGCCACGAAUUGCUGUUCCAUCAUUGGCGGCGUCUUCACGGUGGCCGGCAUUCUAGCCGUGCUGUUAAACAACUCCUGGGAGGCCAUUCAACGCAAACUGGAAGUGGGCAAGCUCAGCUAACAACAAUUUGAAUCUCUUGUGCAGCUUUCAUGCUCCUUUACUACACCUAACUCAUUAUACAUUCGACAAAUCUCCAAAUAAAAGUGCUUAAUUUUAUAGAAAA
Molecule: messenger RNA, 1345 nt
Organism: Drosophila eugracilis
Lineage: Eukaryota; Metazoa; Arthropoda; Insecta; Diptera; Drosophilidae
Product: endoplasmic reticulum-Golgi intermediate compartment protein 3
Exons: 5
Coding region: 121-1242 (373 amino acids)
Biological process (GO): endoplasmic reticulum to Golgi vesicle-mediated transport; retrograde vesicle-mediated transport, Golgi to endoplasmic reticulum
Cellular component (GO): endoplasmic reticulum; COPII-coated ER to Golgi transport vesicle; Golgi membrane
Source: RefSeq, a predicted model, not a curated record